This is a messenger RNA of Drosophila willistoni, 3386 nucleotides long. It is a transcript of the gene Syt14, whose product is annotated as synaptotagmin-14. The coding region runs from base 142 to 1980 and encodes 612 amino acids. The record is from RefSeq and is a predicted model, not a curated record. The transcript has 5 exons. Lineage: Eukaryota; Metazoa; Arthropoda; Insecta; Diptera; Drosophilidae.
UCCUGUGAAAAAUCGAUUUUAUUUAUCCUGUGCCGUACUGUCAUAUCCUGAGCUUUCGCUGGUCAUUGUCAUUGUCGUCGUUUUCGCUUUCAGUGUAACGGAAAGGAAAACAAAAAUCAAAGAUCUUACGCAUGAACAAAGAUGAUUGUUACCUCUGCUUCUGGCGUGGAUAGCACUCCUACAUUGGGUACUGUUGAGGUCACCACUCUAUUGGGCGCAUUCUUUGGUGUACUUGUCCUACUCUUGCUACUAUUCCUGUAUAUAAGUCGAAAAUGUUGUUUCCAUCAUCGACAUGGCAUUAAUUGUUGUGAUGAACGUCAUCUGGCUGCAAAAUGUGUUCAGAAGAUCACAAGAAAACGUCGCUAUGAGAACACAAGUUCCGAUUCGGAGGAGGAUAUAUUGCGACGUUUACGAUGGCAUCAGCAGAGCCAACAAAAUGACAAAUUGGCCGGUUACGGCAUGAAUAGCAAUCAAAUCAAUCCGUUGACAGCUCACAGUUUCAAUUAUCAUCAACCUGAUGCCGACCUGCAAAGAGUCACGGUGACGCGUGACCCUUUGGCCAUUGCCGAAAGGGGCAAGGUCGGCAUACCGUCAUCGCAUAGUGAGUGCAGCUCGAAUGAUUCCAUGGAGGCAUCUGUCGACAGUCAUACAGGUAUUCUGACGGGGGAAAGGGAAACCAAAGGUAAAUUCAAUUUGCUCAAUCAACAAACGAUACUAUAUAAUAUCUAUGUUUACUUACAUGUAGGUUUUCCCAUCACAGCGUUAAGGCAAUCAUCUUAUCCAUCUUAUCAUCGUUCUAAAAUUCUUCAUACGCAACGUUAUCAACAGCAUAAGGUUGAGGUUUUGGCGCCAAAACAGGAUAAAAUACAGGACAACAGGGAUCGUGAUAAUGUAGUAGUUGUGCCAAUAACUAAUACCCUCAGUAAUAACAACAACAACAACAACAACAACAAUAACACCUCUACUAUAAACAACAACAACAACAACAACACUAAUGACGACGAACCCCUCUUUGAUACCAGCGAUCUACGCUCCAUUAAGUCAGAUGAUAUGCUGGUUAAUGAUGCCAAGGGUACACCACCCAGAGGACCCAUCGAAUUGGAGAUGUCACUACUGUAUGAUGCUCCCAUGCGAAAGAUGACGAUUCAUGUGAUGCAGGCACGCUGCUUACCACCAUUGGCCACUGGACAGCAGACGCACACCCAAGUCCGUAUGCUGAUGCUGCCCAACAAGAAGCAGAAGCAUAAAACCAAAAUACGCAGCGGUGAGAAUCCUCAAUAUAUGGAAAGCUUUCUCCUGCAUCGCGUCAAUCCGGAGGAUGUCAACAACAUGGGACUGCGUGUGCGUCUCUAUGGUUGUGAGCGACUGCGGAAGGAACGUCUGAUAGGCGAGGCAUAUGUGAGUUUUGCCACAGUUGAUCUGGAACUGGAGACCAAUCUGUGGCUGCCCCUCGAGCCUCGCAAUACUUCAUCGGUUUUGGGAUCAACCAGCGAUUUACUAAGUUUGGCCAGAUCAGACAGUGCCGGCUCCACAUCCUCCAUGCAGCACGGCGGUGUGUCCGAACUGCUGCUGGGACUGAGCUACAACGGAGUCACUGGUCGUCUGAGCGUCGAGAUCAUCAAGGGCAGUCAAUUUCGAAGUCUGUCGCUGAACAAGGCGCCCGAUACAUAUGUGAAAUUGUGUAUGGUCAGCAGUAUUGGCCAGGAGAUAUCACGGGCAAAGACUUCGAUUCGCCGUGGACAGCCCAAUCCGCUUUUCAAGGAGACAUUCGCCUUUCAGGUGGCCUUGUUCCAGCUUAACGAUGUCACUCUAAUGAUCUCUGUGUAUGCCAAAAGGCAUAUGAAGAAGAACGAGAUGGUCGGUUGGUUUAGUUUGGGCCUCAAUUCAUCGGGGCCAGAGGAAGUGGCCCAUUGGGCGGAUGUUUGUGAGAUGCCGAAAGGUGAGAUGUUGGCGCGAUGGCAUGUCCUGGUGGAUUCUUGAUUCGAGCAGUUAGGACAGUCUUCUGGACGCAGCAGUAAAGCCCUCAAGAAAUUGGGUUUCGCUGCUUCAGCGUUCAAGGACAGGUCCAAAGAGAAGGUUGCCAAAGAGAAGCAUUGCUCCGAUGACGAAGCCGAUCAGUUUCCAGCUGACAAUGCGGUGGCAGUCGACAUUGAGCCGGGCUUGGAGUUAGACUUUGUCUAAAACUGAUAGCCAGCAUUUGAUGGCUAUCUUUGGCCAGUGGUAAUUUUGUGAUUUGUUUUUUUCUAUGGAGCUGCCCCUCUGACUCCGGGGUUAUAAAUAUAAAGAAACAAAAAAAAAAAAAAAGUAUUGUAAUUUUUCAAAAGAUCCGUCACUCAUUGCGAGUCCGGACCCUAACCCCCCCUCCCUUAUGAAAGGUCUGCGCGGGGGGGUUUGGAUAAACAAAAUUUGUAAUUGGAAAACAAUUUGGCACACAUUUUUUGUAUAAAAUGUGAAAAAGAAACACAAAAAAAAAACACGUAACAAAAAAGAACUACUGAAAAAUUAUUGUAAUACUAAUUAUUAUCUUAGAAUAUCGAAAUUUUAUACGCAAUGGAUACAAAGUAACAUACUAAACAUAAAAUACUUAUUACUCGAAAUUUGAACUUUAUAAUUGUUUGUGAUAAUGCAUAACUAUAUAUACAUACAUAUAUGGUAGAAUCGGUGGAUCAGGAUCAACCAGCAGUUGAGAGAAUAUCGCAGUGAGUCUCAAUGUCGGAAUUUUUUGUAAAAAACCUAAAAUUUCUGCAUCUUAUCUAUAAACAUAUAUAUAUAUAUACUUAACCUAAAUGGUUCCAAAACAACAACAACAACAACAACAAAACCAAAACAAAAUGUGUCUUCUAAGACAAAUUAGCACUUUUUUUAUUACAAAAUAAUUCUUAAAUCCAAUCCCAAGUGAAUAGCAACAAUUGUAGCAAAUAACUAUAAAUACUUACAUAAAUUACAUACAUACAUUAAACGAACGAUUGAUACACUUGAUUAAAUAUUUUUGAUCAAGAGCCAUACGCAUUGUUCCAGUUUUUGAUAUGCAGUUAAACGGUAAAGCUAUAUAUAUAAACCAGUACCUUAGAAUUCAAAACGCACAAAGAUCUAUUGUACAAGUGACAGACAGACAGAAGAGUUGAUAUUGAUAAAGAAUCUGCAGAGAGAACACAUGAAUCUCUCUAAAGAAUAACAAAUAUUGGAUUUGGGUUUGUUAAUGUUAAGAAUAAUACAAACAUAUAGAUAUAUCUAUAUAUAUAUAUAUAUAUAUAUAUAUCAGAACUAGAGCCAGCAAAGGGAUUUAGAUAUGAGGUGAAAUGAUAAAAGAGAAUAUCUGGCAUUGAAUCUAAAUAAGUUCAACUUAUAUACAGAAAAGCUUUAAUAAAUGUCGGUAUUAGUUUUAU